Molecule: messenger RNA, 2400 nt
Organism: Vitrella brassicaformis
Lineage: Eukaryota; Vitrellaceae
Source: the annotation of a GenBank genome assembly
CUGGAAGCCGCUGCCAUCGUUCGUGACGGCACAUCAACGAACACUCUCUCGCCAAGAAAGAAGUCUCUGUCGGGCUUGAACCAUUAUUCAAGCCUUUUCCCCGGACAAUUAAUCACAAUGACGCGCCCCGAGGUCCACCCGAGGCGGCAGCUGCACGUGUCGGUCCUCACCAUAGGUUUCCUGUACAUCUUCCUCGAGUCCUUCACCCACACCCUCAUCAUCCCCAUGGUCCCGCAAGUGCUCCCCCACCUCACGCACACGGCGUACUCCAUCCUCAUCUCAUCCAGAGCCUUCGCCACCGUCUUCCUGGUGCUGCCCGCAGGCGCGCUGACCGACAGGGUGGGCUGGCGGCGGCUGCUGAUGCUGCCGCUGCUGCUGCAGAUGGCGGGGGCGGUGAUGUUCUUUGCCUACCCCAACUAUGGGCUUUAUCUGAUGGCCCGGGUCGUCCAGGGCAUUGCAUCCUCCUUUGGGAACGUGGUGGCCCUUACGGGGGCAGCAUCCACCCACACAGAGGAGAACAGGGGAGCGGCGUUCGGGGUGGUGCUGAUGGGGGACUUCGGCUACUCGGUCGGCUCGACGCUGGGCGGCAUUCUGUUCGACGCCGGGGGGCAUCGGCUGCUGUUCGGGGUGCUGCUGAUGAUUAUUGUGUCGUUCAGCGCUUUGGUCAUUCUGCUGGUGCCGUGUCUACCGCCUGACCUGCAGCAAGAGGGAGGGGCUGCUGAAGGUGGAGAGGGGAGGAGUGAGAAAGGGGAGGUGCGGGAGAGAGGGGGUGGGGAUGACGACUUGGGGCUGCUGGCGAUGGCGCGGAACUUCCACCUCAAUGUGACGCUGUAUGGCAUCUGGUGAGCCGUUUGUUCUGGGCGGGCGGCUGUGAAUGCAUGCAAUGUGUGCAGAUGAUCUAUGUGUCAUGACAUGGCAUGGCAUGGCAUGGCUAGGUGUGGGUGGGGUUGUUUCAUGGCGUCGCUGUCCUGGAUGCCCCGCUACUGGGAGAAGGAGCUCCGCUUCUCAGCCACUAGAGCCGGUGUCCUCCUCAACCCCGCAACCAUCGCACGAGUACCCCCAUCCCUCCCUCCCCCGAUCUAUAUUUUUUUAUGUCUCCCUUUCCUCCUCUCUGUGUCUGGUCUGCACUGCAUCCCAUCCACACAGCUGCUGGCCGCCCCGGUGAUGGGCUUCCUCGUCAGCUACUGCCGUCUCCCGCCACAGCUCGCCCUUGCGUGUGCCAACCUGCUGUGCGGGGUGUCCUCUCUUCUACUGCUGGCCUUCCCGUCGGCCAUAGCGCAGGCGUGCAUCCUGGCUCUGCAGGGGUGGGGGACAGCAGCGGUGGACAGCGGUGGUUUGGUGACGGUGGUGAAGAUAGUGCUGGAGGAGCGGGGGGUGGGGCGGGUGGGGACGGGGUAUGCCCUCGAGGACGUGGCCUACAAUGGGGGGAUCAUUUGGGGGCCGAUCAUCGUGGGCGGGGUGGUCCAUCUUACUGACGACUACUGGUCAGAGAGAGGAACACACACACACACACACACAGAGAGAGAGAGAGAGAGAGACGGAGACACAUGUUCUUGGAUGUGUCUCCGAUUGUUGUCUGGAUGCCUGGAUGCAGGCUUGGUUUCUUCUGCAUGGCGUUGCUGGCCUUCACCGGGAGCGCCCUCGUCUUCUACUCUUGGUCCACCUACCUCCCCCCGCCCGCCCGCUCUCCAUCUAUUCACCCCUGUCUCUCUGAGGAGGACACGGAGGGCCUCCUGCGCCGCCCCUCACACCACUCACGCGUCACACACUCUUCUGACGACUCGGGAUCAUCACCGAGCCCUCCUGUCAGCAAGCGGAACUCUUACCAUCUGCGGGUCAUGGACGAAGACCAUUACGGUGGGGGAGGGGGGUGGGCUGUGCUGGGUGGUGACCAGAGGAGGGCGGUCGGCAAGUCGAUUCACGCGACGGUAUAUGGGAAGGUUCAGAGCACGUCGCUGCUGCCUGUGGACGAGAACAGCGAGAGCACCGACAGCGAGACGGCGGACAGCGGAAUGAUAGAGAUGGCAACGAGUGGUGGAGAUGGGGGCCCCCACCGGCACCAACAUGCGCACCACCAGCACCAGCACCAGCAUGACAAGAGGGUGUCACUGGUGUGGUCGCCGAGACAGUCGUACGGGCACGACAGUGGGGAGGAUGGGGCUGGUGGUGGUGGUGGUGAGGGUGAGGGUCGGCGCGUGUCUAGGGUGCGGACACAGCGGCUGAGUGUGUCGUCUGUGUUGCUCAGCAGUGGCAUGGAAAGAAGACUCACUGUGCAAUGACUGACAUGACAUGGCACGACUUGACUGCAUUCAUUGACACACAAUGAUGCAUUGGAUUCUCAUGUCUCAAGUACCUGAGUCACUCGCCUCGCCCAAAACACAUAUCAACACACAAACCCAC